CGCGCGUGCUUCCAACGACCGGAGUGCCACGUCGCUCCAUGUGCCUCGCGAGAUCCACACGAUGACACGGCUUCUUGGAUCGUCGCAGACCGGACUAGCCAAGCCAAGCCAGCGAGCAGCAGGGUCUGCAGGGAAGGGGAAGGAGGCGGCGGCACGCAACUUUGAAGCCAAAUCCAUCGAGCGUCGUGCCGUGCGCCUGACCUGACCUCUCGCCGAUCCAAGGGGCGGGGGGAGUCCGAGCUCGAUCUCCAUGGCGACCGGCAAUCUGGGGAGCGUGGUGGUGUCGGUGGACGGCAGCGAGGAGAGCAUGAACGCGCUGCGGUGGGCGCUCGACAACCUCCGCCUCCGCCCCGACGGCGAGUUCGCCGUGCUCCACGUCCAGCCGCCGCCCAACAUCGCCGCCGGGCUCAACCCGGCGCCCAUCCCCUUCGGCGGACCCAGCGGGUUGGAGGUGCCGGCGUUCACGCAGGCCAUCGAGGCGCACCAGCGGCGGAUCACGCAGGCCAUCCUGGAGCACGCCCUCGAGAUUUGCUCCGAGAAAAAUGUGGAGGUGAAGACGGAGGUGAUCGUGGGUGAUCCCAAGGAGAAGAUAUGCGAGGUGACGGCCAACCGCAACGCCGAUCUGCUCGUCAUGGGGUGCCGAGCCAUUGGGCCGCUCAAGAGGAUGUUCUUGGGGAGUGUGAGCAACUACUGCAUCAACCAUGUGGGUUGCCCUGUUGUUGUGAUCAAGGGGACUUGAGGCCUUGAGCUACCCUCGAUCAAGUGUUUUGAGGUUGCUAUUGUGUCAUUUGUAAUCCUGUACAAUAUUGGACAUUUUGCAUCUGAAGACCAUGCAUCACAUUUGUCAGUCUGCUGCCGAGGGAGGAGGGUUGCUCUGUGAUCUCCGUUGUAAAGGAAAAUGUGUCCUGGUUCUGUAAUCGUUGAAAUAAGACUGCCCUGUGGGAUAUUGUUCUGUAUAUUCUUGUAUUUGUUGGGGAUACACAUUGUGCUGCCUGAACUCUGAACAUCUCAAAAUUGCCAGAAUCCCGGUUUUUGUA
Messenger RNA from Panicum virgatum (switchgrass), 1037 nucleotides. Its product is annotated as universal stress protein PHOS34-like. NCBI's taxonomy places the organism in Eukaryota, Viridiplantae, Streptophyta, Magnoliopsida, Poales, Poaceae. Bases 251 to 739 code for a protein of 162 amino acids. The transcript has 4 exons. The record is from RefSeq and is a predicted model, not a curated record.